Molecule: messenger RNA, 1511 nt
Organism: Nannospalax galili (Upper Galilee mountains blind mole rat)
Lineage: Eukaryota; Metazoa; Chordata; Mammalia; Rodentia; Spalacidae
Gene: Ak4
Product: adenylate kinase 4
Biological process (GO): nucleobase-containing compound metabolic process
Cellular component (GO): mitochondrion; cytoplasm
Molecular function (GO): ATP binding; nucleoside diphosphate kinase activity; AMP kinase activity
Source: RefSeq, a predicted model, not a curated record
AGGCUUACGUAAGGAGCGAGUCCCGCGCGGCCGGCGGGGCUCCGGGACUGGGUUGGGCGGAGGCGGCGCCGCCCAGCGGGAUCGGUGCUGGAGUCUCGCCGCGCUCCUUCCAGCGGAGGGGCGGCUGGCGAGUCCCCGCGCGCGUGCAGGGGUGCUGAGGCCGGGUCUACACACAAAGUUCGUGGGGUGCGGUUCGGCUGCCCGGUCGUCGCCAAGGCAUGGCUUCCAAACUCCUGCGGGCGGUCAUCCUUGGGCCGCCUGGCUCGGGCAAGGGCACUGUGUGCCAGAGGAUCGCGGAGAACUUUGGCCUCCAGCAUCUCUCCAGCGGCCACUUCUUGCGGGAGAACCUCAAGACCAACACGGCCUCAUGAUGUCAGAGCUGGAGUCUCGAAGCGGCCAACAUUGGCUAUUGGACGGCUUCCCGAGGACAUUAGUACAGGCUGAAGCCCUGGACAGAAUCUGUGACGUGGACUUAGUGAUCAGUUUGAACAUUCCAUUUGAGACACUCAAAGAUCGGCUGAGCCGUCGCUGGAUUCACCUUCCUAGUGGGAGGGUCUAUAACCUGGACUUCAAUCCACCUCAUGUGCAUGGGAUUGAUGACAUCACUGGUGAGCGUCUAGUCCAGCAGGAGGAUGAUAAACCUGAAGCCGUGGCUGCCAAGCUGAGACGAUACAAAGAUGCAGCAAAGCCAGUCAUUGAACUGUACAAGAGCCGAGGAGUACUCCACCAGUUUUCUGGAACGGAGACUAACAAAAUCUGGCCUUAUGUUUACACACUUUUCUCCAACAAGAUCACACCUAUUCAAUCCAAAGAAGCAUACUGAGCCCACCAUUGGAAGAACCGGAAGACGUGAUUGUUCAUUCAAUCGUGCGUGUAGUAUUGGUGCCGUGCCCAAAUUAGAAGCUAGCUGAGAUAGCUUGUAGCAUCUUUUCAAGUUUUAAUGGUGAAGUGAUAAGGGAACUAGUGGGUAGAAAGAGUUCAUGAAGAAAAACCACCUCUGCAAGUGUGCCACGCCCUUUGUAAGAAAGCCAGUACAGACUGGAUUUCCACUGUGCUGUAGGUGGGGGUUGACAGCCAUCUUGCUGUCAUAGCCUUUUUGCAUGCGAUGGUGGAAGCUUUGGUUCUCCCUACUUUCCAAAGGCUGUUGAACCAUCGCUGUAGUAAGCCUGGGAACUCGAAGGGCUCUGGACCUCACUUUGUCCCAGUCCUCUUCUGUGUCCCCUUGAUGACAAUUGAAUCCAUGCUGAUUGUACUGAGUGGUUCGCUUCUUUCCAGUGACUACGUCUCCCUCCUCCUCAGACAUCCUGGUUUCUAUUUGCUGUGUUUCCUCAUGACUUGUUUGCUCCCUGAUAGUUACUACAUUUAAAAUCCCUCUAACUUCUUUCUAUGAACUAAGAGCUUAGGGACCGAGUUGAGUCCCUUUACAUACUGGGAACUGAGCCAGGCAGAGGAGCUCACUUUAAACAGCUGCUCUGACUCUUAUUGUACCUUUCAUUGUGGAAAAAAAAAAA